Molecule: messenger RNA, 6152 nt
Organism: Ictalurus furcatus (blue catfish)
Lineage: Eukaryota; Metazoa; Chordata; Actinopteri; Siluriformes; Ictaluridae
Gene: slc4a11
Product: solute carrier family 4 member 11
Exons: 21
Coding region: 1428-4022 (864 amino acids)
Biological process (GO): monoatomic ion homeostasis; monoatomic anion transport; transmembrane transport
Cellular component (GO): basolateral plasma membrane; plasma membrane
Molecular function (GO): solute:inorganic anion antiporter activity
Source: RefSeq, a predicted model, not a curated record
UUGUAAGUGUCAUCAGAAAAAAUCUUCUUUCUUCAUGUAACACGUUUUGAUAUCUAAAUGACUACAGUGAUUAAAGGAAUAUGUAAAUUAAUAUCUGGACAAAUAGGGGCUCAGUGAUUGACAGGAUGAAUGUGAAAGCAACAAAAAACAGCCAUGGUCUUCUGUUUUAUCUCAGGCAUAUGAAUAUGCUUUGAUGCGUUCUCCAUACAUUCUUCCAUCAUGUGUUAUAUGUCACCUGCAUAUGAGCAUCAGAACUGGACCAUAGAGCAAUGUAAGAAGAUGGCCUGUUCUGAUGAAUUUACAUCUUUUACAUAAUGUGGGCGGCUGGGUGCAUGUACGUCACCUUACCUGGGGAAGAGAUGGCACCAGGAUGCACUAUGGGAAGAUGGGAAGAAGAAGGCAAGUCGGCGGAGCAGUAUGAUGCUCUGUUCAGUGUUCUGCUGGGAAACCUUGGGUCCUGGCAUUCAUGUGGAUGUUACUUCGACCUGUAUCACCUACCUAAACAUUGCUGCAGACCAAGUACACUUCUUCAUGGCAACGGUAUUCCCUAAUAGCAGUGGCCUCUUUCAGCAGGAUAAUGUGCCCUGUCACACUGCAUAAAUUGUUCAGGAAUGGUUUGAGGAACAUGACAAAGAGUUCAAGGUGUUGACUUGACCUACAAAUUCCCCAGACCUCAAUCCGAUCCAGCGUCUGUGGGAUGUACUGGACAAACAAGUCUGAUCCAUGGAGGCCCCACCUCGCAUCUUACAUGACUUAAAUGAUCUACUGCUAACAUUUUUGUUUCAGAUACCACAGCAGACCUUCAGAGGUCUUGUGGAGUCCAAGCCUCGAGAAGUUAGAGAUGUUUUGGCAGCACAAAGGAGACCUACAUAACAUUAGGCAGGUGGUUUUAAUUUUAUGGCUGAUUGGUGUACUUGAUACUGGCUGAUAUUCGGACAUAUUUUUCUUUUCUUUUUUUUUUUUUUUUUUUUUGACCCUUUAGCAGGUCAAACAACUCGACACCGUGUACGUAUAGGACUGUUUUCUCAAAUCAGACUGUUCCCAUAAUCAAAAUUAAGAUUGCGGCCAUUCAAUUUGUCACCUCGUCUGGACUGGUCAAAGCCAAAGGUCUUGAGCUACGUCCACAAUCGCGUACUAACCUACUAACAAGUGCAUUUCGCCCUGGUCAGUUUACUGCUGCCUGCACUUUCCUGUGUAAUAGAAUGUGGUUUGAGACACAGCCUUUAUCCGCCUUGCACUCGGGGGCGCGUGCUGUCACACACACCUGCGGAACACCCGCGCGCCUCACUGUGCGCGCACUGAGGGGAAGAGGUUAGGUGAAGCGGAGGGCUGUUAAAUGUUUGUCAAGAGGAUGUUUUGAGGAAAGAAAAACAUUUCCUGGAACUUUUCUUUGCAGAAAAAACCCCUUUUCCAAAACUGAAGAGAAGAUGGAAACUGACAGCGACGGAGGAGACAUGAGGGGAGUGACCGUGAACAGAUUCGUGGAAGAGGCUCCUUCCUCGGUCAUGGCCAAGAAUGGAUACUUCUAUCAGGAAAUGGAGCAGAGGGAGCGAGAUGAGCAGGAGGAAGGGAGUGAGGAUCGAGAGGAGGGUCAGGACUCUCCUAUCCCAUCAGGAGAUGACAUUCAUCUCUACGGCAACCAGACACACCAAGGAGGGACAGAUUCUGAUGUCCAUGGCUGUGUCUUGCUCAAUACAUCACGUAGAUAUGUAAAGCUGAUGAACUUUGAGGAGGAGGUGAGGGCUCACAGGGAUCUGGAUGGCUUUCUGGAGAGGGCGAGUAUCCUGCUGCACGAGGAUGAGGCGUCGCUGGACGACGUGCUGAAGACGAUGCUCCGGCACAUCUCGCAGGACCCGCACACGGCCGAGCCUGGCUGCAACUUUGAGGAGAUCAUGAGCUCGCUCUUCACCGAUGCUGGCUCACAGGAGGUCAACGACAGGUCUCCCAAUUUCCUUUUCUAUGAUAAGGUGCACCUGCUGUCCGAAACGCUGCAGUGUGUGACGGCUACCGCCACGGGCAUCCAGUACCAGCAGUCUUGGCUCUGCAUCCUCUGCAAUGUGAAGAACUUACAAAGGCGGCAUGUGUGCAUCUCUCGGUUGGACCGGCCUCAGAACUGGGGAGAGAACUGUGCUGAGGUCCGCUACGUCAUCCUUAUACUUGCACCUCUUAAGAUGAAAAGCACCAAGACAGCAAUGGAGCUAGGCCGGACGUUUGCGAGCAUGUUCUCAGACAUCUCCUUCAGACAGAAGCUGCUGGAGAGUAAGACUCCAGAGGAGUUUAAAGAGGCACUAGUCAUUCAGAGGUACCACCUGACCGCUGCCAAGUGCAAAACUUCCACAGUUGAGGAGGAAGAGACUGACCCACACAGCCACAAACCACUCAAGUGUAGAGAUUUUUUCAGAGUGGGCAGAGGCAUCUAUGAGGAUCUGUGUCGCCGCAUGCCCUUCUAUAUAUCGGACUUUACUGAUGGCAUAGUGGGCAACAAUAAAGCACUAGUGAAGUACAUGACGACGUCCAUUUUCCUCUACAUUGCCGUUCUGCUUCCUGCCAUUGCAUUUGGCUCACUCAAUGAUGAAAGCACAAGAGGAGAAAUAGAUGUUCAGAGGACGAUCAUUGGGCAAAGUAUAGGUGGAAUCAUCUAUUCGCUGUUUGCUGGUUCUCCUCUGGUCAUUCCCCUAACUACUGCACCUAUCGCCAUCUUCAUCAGCGUAAUCAGGGGGAUCUGUGAUGAUUAUGAGCUGGAUUUCAGUGCGUUCUAUGCCUGCAUUGGUCUGUGGAACAGCUUGUUCCUCAUCAUCGGAGGCGUCUUCAACCUCAGUCUACUCGUUAAACUGUUCAAGAGGUCAAUAGAGGAGGUGAUAGCUAUGUUCAUUUCAAUUGCUUUUGUAGCAGAUGCUGUUAAAGGCACUGUCAAGAUCUUCCAUAAGUAUUACCAUCCUCCUACAUUGGCCAAUGGCAGCGUAGAGGAGCUGCAUCGAAUCAGUGGAGCGUUGAGUGUAGGGGAGAUGAACCUCACAGGGGCAGGGUUACCGUCGCUCCCAGAAUCCUUCAUUUUGUGCACACGAGCACGGCCACUGCUUUGCCUCCUUCUUAUGCUUGGGACCUUGUGGGUUGGGUACACACUCUACCAGUUUAAGAGAAGUCCUUUCCUGCACGCAAAAAUGAGGGAGAUUCUGUCAGACUGCGCUCUGCCCAUCUCAGUGCUCAUUUUCACCUACGUUGGUGCCUACAUCUUCAGCGACAUUGACUUGCCAGUGUUUAACUAUCACGAGGGUUCAUUGUUCCGACUGGCCGCCUUGGAAAAGCUAUCAGGUGUCAGUGUGGUAUGUGCCAUGGGUCUAGGCUUCCUUCUUGCUCUUCUCAUCUUUAUUGACCAGAACAUCGUGGUAUCCCUGACCAAUGCCCCAGAGAACAGGCUACUGAAAGGUACAGCCUAUCACUGGGACCUGACAUUGUCUGGCCUGAUUAAUAUUUUGAUGUCGUUGCUGGGUCUGCCUUGGAUGCACGCUGCUUUUCCUCACUCCACCUUACACGUCCGGCAGUUGGCCAUUGUGGAGGAGCGGGUGGAAGGAGGACACCUUUAUGAGACUAUUGUAAGUGUGAAGGAGACCAGGGUAACAUCACUGUUGGCGAAUAUCCUGAUUGGUGUGAGUGUGUUCCUGCUGCCUGUUCCACUGCAGUGGAUUCCCAAACCUGUACUCUACGGCCUCUUCCUCUACAUUGCCCUCACAUCCAUCGACGGCAAUCAGAUGUGUGACCGCAUGGCACUGCUACUCAAAGAACAGACGUCCUACCCCCCAACUCACUACAUCCGGAAGGUACCACAGAGGAAAAUCCAUUAUUUCACUUUUCUUCAGAUGGUGCAGCUGCUGUUUCUCUGUGCGUUUGGAAUGUACCCUCUCCCGUACAUUAAAAUGAUCUUCCCUCUGCUAAUGUUUAUCCUCAUACCUAUCAGGAAUUGUCUGCUGCCCAGGAUCAUUGAGGCCAAAUACCUGGACAUCAUGGACGCACAGCACAUGUAAACAUGUACACCUCCAAAAAAAAAAAAAAGAACAAAAAAAAAGGUCUCUGGGAACUGUGUUUUUGAAAUGCAAAACUCUGGGAGGAAAAAUAGACUGAUUCUUGUGUUGUACAGCAGACAUUCUGGUGAAGCACUGUAACAGGAAAAGAGAGAGAGAGUGAGAGAGAAUAUAAAGUUUGAAAGGUUGACUAUAUUCCUGUCUGUUUGAGCUUAGUCAGUCACUGCUUCUCUCACUGUUUUCUCAUGCCAAAGCUUCUCUCUUUGGUUAAUUUUUAUGUACCUCUGUCUCAUGAUGUGGACCACUCACUUGAGUUAUAAAAACCAUGAAACACACACACUCGCAUACAUACAGCGGCAGUUUAAUAUUAUACGGACAGGAAGAGACUGGUGACUGAUAAGCUCUUCUCAUAGUGUUUCUAAUACCAUACAAAAGGUCACUGAACAAGUGGAGUGAAGUGAAGCGGAUCUAUCUGUAGCAAUACCUCUUUGACGUUGACAAUUCACACGUACAAAAACAAAAAACAAAAAAAACGGACGACCCUUCAUUACUUCACUUUCCUUCAGGCGAAGGGUCUCUCUGUCGGCUCCUACAUGACGUGAAAUCAUACCGUCGAUCAUACACACUCCAAAGUGUUGUGGUGCAUAUCAUUGUUGACCUGUGGUGCAUAUAUUAAGAACAAGUCGAAACAGACCAAAAGAAUACACGCACCCUGCUUGAUACUGUGUCUCAUAGCAAUACAGUGAUUAUAGAAUAUGAAUAUUUUAGAUAUUUCUAUGAGAAAAAGAUUAUUAUUGGGGUUGAUAUAUUUCCAGGAUACAUGGCGACAUGUGUUCAGAAUGUAACAUUAGUUGCUGAUGCUUCAGGGAUAGGGGAACGGGUUCAGACAGCGAGAGCUAUUUUCCACAUUCACACUGCAGAACAAACUCUUACUAUAGGCUUUGCAUAUUACAGAACGUCUCCACUGUUUGUCCUCAGAAUGCACAGAAACGUGCACGCACACACACACACACACACACACACACACACACAAAGAUAAAUGCGAAUAGGCAUGUACUUAUAAACACAAACUAGCAUGCUUGCUCAUGCACUCUCCCUCCUGGCCCUACUUUACAACGUAUAUGAAAAUAAAUAAAGCAUGGCUUUUAUAAGAUGCCAAACCUUUUUUUACAAUUAUAGUUGGAAUUUCAUGCAAGAGAGAAUGAAAUUCUCAGUGGAAUGCUAGUUUUGUAUAUUACACCCACACACUCAGCCUUUUCAAAAUGUAAUUGCCUAUGCUGGACACCAGAACAGCUAUGAAGCUUUUCAUAGAAGACUACAAUGGUCUCUCUUGAUUUGUUACAGCAAUAUAACCAUUUUCACACCAUGUUCAAAAGCUUAAAAAUGGUCAAUCACUGACUAUUUUUCUCUAAAAAAAAUCUAAUUCCCAAAUAAAUCUCUCAGAAUCUGUGUUUCUAAUACUGAGAGACAGACUGACAGACAGGGGACUGAGAGAGAGAGAGAGAACGAGUGAACUGUGUUUCUGAAGGAUCGAUGCACUUGAGGAUAUACUAAGGAUAGGAUACAGUGCUGUGAAAAAGUAUUUGCCUGAUUUCUUCUGUUUUUGUGUAUAUGUCAUACUAAAUAAUUUUAGAUCAUCAAACAAAAUAUAACAUAAAACACAGGCAACCUGAGUAAACACACAAUACAGAUUUUAUUUAUUAAUUUUUUUUAUUGAAGCAAAAAAAAAAAAAAAAAAAAUCCAACACUUAUCACUAAUGUGAAAAACUAAUUGCCCCCUUAAACUUAAAAUCUGGUUGUGCCACCUUUAGCAGCAAUAACUGCAACCAAACACUUAACUAUAGAUAACUGGAGAUCAGACUUUCACUUAUUUCUUACUCCUAUGCUUUGGAUCAUUGACUACGUUUACAUGGACAGCAAUAAACUCAUUAUUUACCUUAUUCUGAAUAAGACAAUAUUAUGAUUAAGGUGUUUACAUGAGUUGCUUGUAGAAUAUUCCUUUCAUGUUCCUAUUUUACAUAUUAUAGAACAUAGAUCGAUUAACAUCACACGUCAUUACGUCACCGCGUCACGCCGUCCGAGGUCCCUCCAGAAUUUCACGUAUCAACAUACAGUUCGUCUUCGUUAUGGUAC